AUGAUCGGUGACCCUGGAUACUCCGUGAAAGAGGCACUUGCAAUCCUUUCCCCUGUUGCGAAUAGUCAUUACAGAUCAGGAGCACCAUUGGCACUUCCCGACAAGGAGCAAAAUUUCUAUCCGUGGUUCCCAUCCAUGCCUCAGCAGUUUCCUCCUGCUCUGAAUGCGCCGCAAGUGCCUCAUUUCCAACAGCCUUACCACCACAGUUCCAACAAUCAUUUCUACCCAGGCGCUUUCGCUGCUCCUCAGCCCUUCUUCGAUUUUUCGAAACAGGCACCCGCUACCCAAAUUCCACAGCGGGAAGAGGAGCUGUGA
Molecule: messenger RNA, 315 nt
Organism: Penicillium antarcticum
Lineage: Eukaryota; Fungi; Ascomycota; Eurotiomycetes; Eurotiales; Aspergillaceae
Exons: 2
Coding region: 1-315 (104 amino acids)
Source: RefSeq, a predicted model, not a curated record